Molecule: messenger RNA, 336 nt
Organism: Hyaloscypha bicolor E
Lineage: Eukaryota; Fungi; Ascomycota; Leotiomycetes; Helotiales; Hyaloscyphaceae
Product: ribosomal protein 60S
Exons: 4
Coding region: 1-336 (111 amino acids)
Biological process (GO): translational elongation; cytoplasmic translation
Cellular component (GO): ribosome; cytosolic large ribosomal subunit
Molecular function (GO): protein kinase activator activity; ribonucleoprotein complex binding; structural constituent of ribosome
Source: RefSeq, a predicted model, not a curated record
AUGUCGAACGCUGAGCUCGCAACUUCCUACGCGGCUUUGAUACUCGCCGAUGACGGUGUCGAUAUCACUGCCGACAAAUUACAAACACUCAUCAAGGCUGCCAAGAUUGAAGAUGUUGAACCUAUCUGGUGCUCACUUUUCGCCAAGGCUCUCGAGGGCAAGGAUGUCAAGGACCUUCUGUUGAACGUCGGAUCAGGUGGUGGAGCCGCUGCUGCGCCAACAGCUGGAGGUGCCGCAUCUGGAGGAGAUGCUGCUGCUGAGGAGACCAAGGAAGAAGAAAAGGAAGAGGCAAAGGAGGAGUCAGACGAGGAUAUGGGUUUCGGUCUUUUCGACUAG